GUGUGGGUUACCGCAGUAGGCCAAAAAUAUUUGCUGGAGAGCAGCUAGGACCCCUGCUACUUUACAAAACGCUGAGACAUACUCUUGCUACGCUGCGACAUCCUCUCGCUAUUCGGUAUAACCUAGGUAAGAAUUAAGUACCAUUGGCACCUCGUCAUGGUGUCGAAAGUUGCAUGGAUACUGUGCAUCUAUAUCUCCGGCUAUUGUCAAUCGUCACGUGCUAUCGCGAGGGAACCGGCUGGGCGGGUGCUGCUUUUCGUAACCACGCACCUGACCCCAUUACACCUACGAUUCCUUGAGAAGUGCUGGCCAUCGGCAACGCGCGCCUCGCCGUUCAUUCAGAGCGCCGAUGUGCUCGUCUUCGUGACCGGUGAACUCGACGACGCCAAGCGACGCGUUCUGGACAUCGCAUUCCCACCCUGGACGAAUAGGUCGAUCAUCCAUACGACAUUGCCGAACGCUGGUUACAACCGGGGCGCAAUGGAUGCGCUCGCGCAGGCGGAUGCACACGGCUGGUUUUGGAACUACGAUUGGGUCGUGCGCCUCAAUGCAGACGUUAUUAUUCGUGAUGAUCGCUUCCUGUCUGCCAUUGUGGCGCGACACGACGUCGAUGCCGUCUUCGUGGACUGUUACGCCGGGCAGCGGCCGGACAAAGUGCACGUACAGACAGACUUCAUCAUGUUCCGUCCAAACAAGGUUGCACGGGGGAGCUUUCGUAUCCCCAAAAAAUGGAGCCCGGUGUACUGCGGGGAACAGCGGGAAUAUUGGACAUUGCAAAAAGAUAUGUCUGUGUGUGAACCAGAGCACGUCGCGUCGCAUGCGCUCGAGAGUAUCAUUCGGAGCAAGCGCUGGGCACUUCUUCCUGGCGUUCGCAUUUUGGUACCCCAUUGUCGAGUGAGAGGUGAGACGUCGCCAGUGGUCCAUGACCACGCAUACGUUGACCAAUGUGCCAGCAAUGCUGGCAGUCCUCAUGAUGUUGCCAGUGCCGUUGCUGCUGAUGUUCUUCAGUGCAACGAAUGGCGCAUGAUGCACAAGGCUAUGCCUGGAACUGCCUUGGAUGCGCUUCCAGCAGGCCUACGAAAGAAUUGGACAGCCCGGAACUGCGAUGGUCUGAUGCACGCGCCUGAGAAUCCAGGGAAGAAUGGCCGCAAACGGCGGCGGCGAAGAUACUGAGCCUUCUGCCAGUGCGCUUCGACUUUCUUGUGUAAUGCAGCAUCGUCUAUCUGCGUCUUCUAUGAUGCCAUGCUUAUAUAGAUCAUCAGCAUAAUCAUGUAAGAAUUUU
Pelagomonas calceolata is the source of this 1282-nucleotide messenger RNA. The record is from the annotation of a GenBank genome assembly. NCBI's taxonomy places the organism in Eukaryota, Pelagophyceae, Pelagomonadales, Pelagomonadaceae.